GAAGCCACUGGCAGUUGGCGAGGGUGAUGUAGUAAGAACGGGCCGAUCGCAUGCCCCAUUGCGCGACGAUGGAUGACGUAAAGAUCGUGGAAUUUGCCCGAUGGGGCUAGUCGCGCGAGCUGGUGGAUGAGACGAACAUGGCUGGGGUCAAGGGGCCUAGACUCUACCGCAGAGGAUCUGAUACCCAAGUUUUGGAUAUGAACAGCCUGGGAAUGGCUUUGAAACUGAAUUCGUGUAUUUAUCUUGCUCAAGAUGCUCUUACUCGCCGGCUUCUACUGAAAGUCUCAUCUCACACGGUUAUACUUGAAGGCUGAAGGACAACUUACAAUGCUAUCAACCACCCCCACUCCCCUUGCAAACCCACGACUCCUCAUCACCAGUCACACCGAGUCGGGCGCCUCAAUAUUCUUUCAUGACCAGUCCCUCGAGCCAUUUGUCCCCUUCGGCUUGAGCGCCAGCUCCUUCGCCGUCUUUGACGCCCGGCCGACGGUCCCAGUCUCGAACCAACCUGACCCAUUAUACCAGCAAGAUCUCGCACAAUCCCUCCCCCGAUGCCCGCCUUAAGGUAUCGUUUUCUGCAUUACUAAUCUCCUACCCCGGUAUAGUACGCCUAUGCACUGUACGUCCAGUCUGGACUACUGCGGUGUCGUGUCCGGGAAGCGAAGGUGAAGGAACAAAGGGAGAAGAGAAAACGGUUAGAGCGGGGGAGUUUGUCGUGCAAGGGGGAGUGAAUCAUAAGUGAAUCAUGAGUGGAGUAACCGGACGGAGGAGGUUUGUAGGAUUGCGUUUGUCAUGGUUGGGGCGGAGCAGGUGAAGCUCAAUAAUGGCGAGGUGUUGGAAGAGACUGUGUUU
Molecule: messenger RNA, 852 nt
Organism: Pseudomassariella vexata
Lineage: Eukaryota; Fungi; Ascomycota; Sordariomycetes; Amphisphaeriales; Pseudomassariaceae
Exons: 1
Coding region: 328-564 (78 amino acids)
Source: RefSeq, a predicted model, not a curated record